This is a messenger RNA of Neltuma alba, 591 nucleotides long. RefSeq names its product cytochrome b-c1 complex subunit 8-like. Bases 100 to 318 code for a protein of 72 amino acids. Gene Ontology annotation, biological process: mitochondrial electron transport, ubiquinol to cytochrome c. Gene Ontology annotation, cellular component: respiratory chain complex III. The record is from RefSeq and is a predicted model, not a curated record. The transcript has 2 exons. Lineage: Eukaryota; Viridiplantae; Streptophyta; Magnoliopsida; Fabales; Fabaceae.
CAGAGCCCAUUCCCGCCCCAAUCCAUCACUGCAUUUUCUUUUCCUACCCAACCGGAUUUGAUCGGAGGAAGACGACGACCGCAACUUUGAGCUGCCGAGAUGGGGAAGCAACCCGUUAGGAUGAAGGCCGUGGUCUAUGCUCUUUCACCUUUCCAGCAGAAAGUUAUGACUGGUCUCUGGAAGGAUUUGCCUUCCAAGAUUCACCACAAGAUCUCUGAGAAUUGGAUCAGCGCCACGCUCUUGCUCGGUCCUCUUGUCGGCACCUAUACGUAUGUUCAAAACUACCAGGAAAAGGAGAAGCUGGCUCACAGGUACUGAGGACAUGCAAGAGCGUAUGCGGAUAAUCUCCAUCUUUACCAGAAGACAAUUGAAAUUUUCUUGUGUAACCUGCAAAUAGCCUCAAACUGAUGAAACUAGAUCUAUGGUUGAAAUAUUAUUCUACAAGUUUGGAAUGUUUCGACUCUGAGAGGCCUCAAUAAUUGUUAUCUUCAAGAUGCCUGUAUGCCAUUGCCAUCAAAAUGGUUGUUGAGCUUAAUUUUAUUAAGCUUUUGAUUCAUAAUAAAGACUCAGGCGGUCCCAUAUUUUAUUGCC